UAUUCUGCGGAACUUUUCGCCAUCCUGUAGUCCUCAUUUUGCUGUCUAUUUUGCCGGCCAGUGUGAAUAGAGCAGGAGACGAGAGAGAUGUUGGAGGGAAUAUUCUCAGACGUGUCUAGGAUGAACAAACGUCAAAAAUUCUAUCAGGCCCUCAAUUUCGGGAUGAUUGUCUCGUCUGCCCUCAUGAUCUGGAAGGGGCUGAUGGUUGUCACGGGCAGCGAGAGUCCAAUUGUCGUCGUGCUCAGUGGUAGUAUGGAGCCAGCAUUCUAUCGAGGUGACCUGCUUUUCCUGACAAACAACCGUGAGGACCCAGUCCAGGCCGGAGAGAUACUCGUUUUCAAGGUUAAGGAAAGGGACAUCCCCAUCGUGCAUCGCGUCAUUAAAGUCCAUGAAAGUGCUGAUGGAGAAGUGAAGAUUCUGACAAAGGGAGACAAUAAUGCUGGUGACGACAGGGCCGGCAUGAUUUAUGCCCCCCAUCAGAAUUGGGUGACAAAGAGUGAAAUCAUCGGACGUGCCAGAGGGCGCUCUCUCUGUUAUAAUAUGCAGUUAUCUCCCAUUUGUUGGGAUGGUGACUAUACUGAUGAAUGACUAUCCCAUGCUCAAGUAUGUACUGCUGGGAGGUCUGGCAGUGUUUGUGCUACUCCAUCGAGAAUAGAGUAUACACCAGAUGUGCCAUCCCAUCACCACAUGCCACUGUCGCUCUAGAUCCCUACUCAACUUGUAAAGACUAGUCACUAAAAAAUCAGCUAUUUUUCAAACCAAA
Molecule: messenger RNA, 763 nt
Organism: Geodia barretti
Lineage: Eukaryota; Metazoa; Porifera; Demospongiae; Tetractinellida; Geodiidae
Source: the annotation of a GenBank genome assembly